AGUGUUUUCUCGAUGGUUGUCUGUUACAUUUCAAAUGAAAUACAAAAAUAAGUUCCAAAACCUCAUUCUCAAAAGUUGUAGGUAUCUUGAACGUUGGUUAAGUUCAACCCUCGCCACUCUUGGCUGUUCUGUACUUUAGAAGUAUUUUAGGUCCUGUGAGCAAAUGAUAAAAAUGUACUCUGUUACUAGAAAUUGGUUAAUUUUGGGGAACCUCAUAUAGCUAUAGCUAGUGUAAAGAGCGAUUAUUGGGAAGUGUGUGUGUUUGUACACAAGGCGGAAUUAAACUUGCAAGACAAAGUGCUUAGGUUAUUUUCCUUAUAUCCUGUUCCCUGUAAACUUUAUGAGCUCUUUACUAUUUCAGUUGCUGUUGGAACACAGAUAACUUCACUGGGCAUGAUUCAUGGAAAGGUCGUGGCUGAUAAGUGCAGCCUUGCAGCUUUGACAUCCUGUUACGUGAUAGCACCAAAUAUUUGUAAACACAUGUGGUGUUACUGAGUAUUGAACACAUGUGUUAUUACUUUAAAAAUUAUGAAGUGGUCAGGAUUAGUCUCGUGGGUGUUUUAAUCCCUUCAGUUCUGGUUUAACUCGAGAUUUGUUUGUACUCACGCCUCUCCCACAUGUGUCUUGUACCCUACUGUGAGCUGCCACAGCAUAUUGCAAAUUUCUGCUACAAACUUUAACCUAGUUUCAGAUUAGUACUCUAACUCAUUUGUGGCGUUCUUUUUUCCUCUUAGAAAUGCUUCAGCAUCUUCAGUUACAGGUGCAGCAAGCCCAUGGAUUAGUGUAUCAGCUCUAACACUGCCUGUGUUCAAGUGGCAGCAUCAGUGGCAUGUCCAGACAUAAGCAGAGCCAGCAGCUUUUUUUGCCUCACUUGUACACAAGAGCCUUGUAUUUAGAAGCCACUUCAAGCUCUUCUGCUCUUAUGAGUCAAAAUGAAGCAACAAAUUAAAUUGGUUUUCUAAUUUCAGCUAAAUUCUUUUGCAUUUUCAAUACCACAGAUGAAACAGAUUCCAGUAGCAUUAUAAACUUGACUUCAUGUUGAACAUGAGCCUUGUUAUGAUCAUUGAGAAUGUAAAGUUGGCCCGUGAAUAUGCCUUACUGGGAAAUUAUGACUCUGCAAUGGUCUACUACCAGGGAGUUCUUGACCAAAUGAAUAAGUACCUGUACUCUGUGAGAGACACCUAUCUGCAGCAGAAAUGGCAACAGGUUUGGCAGGAAAUAAGUGUGGAAGCUAAGCAUGUGAAAGAUAUAAUGAAAACACUAGAGAGCUUUAAACUAGACAAUACUCCAUUGAAAGCCUCACAACAAGAAUUACCAGCUCAUGAUGCAGAAGUCUGGUCUUUGCCAGUACCUGCUGAACGUAGACCUUCGCCAGGACCCAGAAAGCGUCAGUCUGUUCCAUGCAGUGAUUGCAGAGGUCACAAUAAUCGUGUCAGUGCAGCUGUCAGAGGCCCUCACCGUCCAUCCUCUCGAAAUCCCAGUGAUAAAGGGAAGGCAGUCCGCAGCCGGGAAAAAAAGGAUCAACGAAAUAAAGGAAAAGAGGAAAAGAACAAAUCCACAUCUGAGAUUUCAGAAUCUGAACCAAAGAAAUUUGAUAGUACUGGAUAUGACAAAGAUUUAGUAGAAGCUCUGGAAAGAGAUAUAAUUUCUCAGAACCCAAACAUCCGAUGGGAUGACAUUGCUGAUUUAGUAGAAGCCAAAAAGCUGCUUAAGGAAGCUGUAGUUUUACCCAUGUGGAUGCCAGAGUUUUUUAAGGGAAUUAGAAGACCAUGGAAGGGAGUUCUGAUGGUUGGUCCUCCUGGUACUGGAAAGACCCUCCUAGCAAAAGCUGUAGCCACUGAAUGCAAGACUACUUUUUUCAAUGUUUCUUCUUCCACGCUUACCUCAAAAUACAGAGGAGAAUCUGAAAAGCUUGUUCGUCUGCUGUUUGAAAUGGCUCGAUUUUAUGCCCCCACCACUAUAUUUAUUGAUGAAAUAGACUCUAUCUGUAGUCGAAGGGGAACUUCAGAGGAGCAUGAAGCCAGCAGACGUGUGAAGGCAGAGCUGCUGGUUCAAAUGGAUGGUGUCGGAGGGGCUACUGAAAAUGAUGAUCCUUCUAAGAUGGUCAUGGUACUUGCUGCUACUAAUUUUCCUUGGGAUAUUGAUGAAGCCCUAAGACGGAGACUAGAAAAGAGGAUUUACAUUCCUUUACCAUCAGCAAAAGGUAGAGAGGAACUCCUAAAAAUAAAUCUGCGAGAGCUGGAACUGGCUGACGAUGUUGACCUUGCAAACAUAGCUGAGAAAAUGGAAGGUUAUUCGGGUGCAGACAUCACCAACGUAUGCAGAGAUGCAUCGCUGAUGGCUAUGAGGCGGCGUAUUGAAGGCUUGACACCCGAAGAAAUAAGAAAUCUUCCCCGAGAUGAAAUGCACAUGCCAACAACUAUGGAAGACUUUGAAAUAGCUUUGAAGAAAGUUUCUAAAUCGGUAUCUGCUGCGGACAUUGAGAAAUAUGAGAAAUGGAUAGCUGAAUUUGGAUCAUGUUGAGUUGUCUUCUCUUGAAGAAGCCACCUUAUGUCUUAAAGCAGCUUUAGAUAUAAUCAGUGGUGUUUCAGUGCACUGCGUGCUCUUUUUAACUUUUGUAAUUUAAGAGCAACAGAUGUCUCAAUAAAUUUUUUUAAAAUGCAAA
This is a messenger RNA of Empidonax traillii (willow flycatcher), 2665 nucleotides long. RefSeq names its product katanin catalytic subunit A1 (gene KATNA1). Gene Ontology annotation, cellular component: microtubule cytoskeleton. Gene Ontology annotation, molecular function: microtubule binding; microtubule severing ATPase activity; ATP hydrolysis activity. The coding region runs from base 1036 to 2523 and encodes 495 amino acids. Lineage: Eukaryota; Metazoa; Chordata; Aves; Passeriformes; Tyrannidae. The transcript has 11 exons. The record is from RefSeq and is a predicted model, not a curated record. Gene Ontology annotation, biological process: microtubule severing.